Danio rerio (zebrafish) is the source of this 2243-nucleotide messenger RNA. NCBI's taxonomy places the organism in Eukaryota, Metazoa, Chordata, Actinopteri, Cypriniformes, Danionidae. The record is from RefSeq and is a predicted model, not a curated record.
AGAACAAGCAACAUUAAACUCGUGUUGAAGAUGAGAAGAAACAAAGAGGCUACACUUCAGCUUUUAUCAACUCUAGAGAGAUUAUUUAGCGAACACGACACAACUCCUGCCUUUCUUCAUUAUAUCCUGGCUCUUGACUGUCAAUUCCUCUGUGAAAGCGAUCAGGAAUAGCGGACUUUUACCGUGUUCAUAUGUAAACAGGCCUGAUGGAGGAGACACAUGAGAAAAUCAAAGAAAACUCACUGAAGAGAAAAGACAAAAAGUGUGUCACCUGCACUCAGUGUGGAACAAGUCUCUUUAACAAACAGAGUCUCAGAAAUCACAUGAUGAUCCACACUGGAGAGAAACCAUUCACAUGCUCUCAGUGUGGGAUGAGUUUCAGACACUCAUCAAACUUUGGUAGACACAUGUUGGUCCACACUGGAGAGAAAACACACCAAUGUGAUCAGUGCGGGAAAACAUUUUUGAGGGCUUCAGCGCUAAAGAGACACCUUCGAGUUCAUACAGAGGGGAAGCCUUAUUCAUGCACUGUGUGUGGAAAGACUUUCAGACAUGAAGACGGUUUUAAAAAUCAUCAGAAGAUCCACACCGGUAUGAGAGAGCAUAUUUGCUUGGAAUGUGAGAAGACCUUUAUUACAGCUGUAAAAUUGAAAAUACAUGAGAGAACUCACACUGGAGAGAGACCUUACAAGUGUUCACACUGUGACAAGAGAUUCAGUCAGUUAGGAAGCCUGAUUAAACACAAGAGGAUUCACACUGGAGAGAAACCGUACAAGUGUUCAUACUGUGACAAGAGAUUCAAUCAGUCAGGAAUCUUGAAAAAACAUGAGAGGAUUCACACCGGAGAGAAACCUUACAAGUGUUCACACUGCGACAAGAGAUUCAAUCAGUCGGGAAUCCUUAAAACACAUGAGAGGAUUCACACUGGAGAAAAACCUUACAUGUGUUCACACUGUGGCAUGAGAUUCGGUCAUUCAUUUAGCCUGACAUCACAUAUAAAGAUUCACUCUAGAAAGGAACCUUGUAACCUUGAAGGUGUAAAGUCGCCAUAGUCUAACAAGACUGCUUAUCUGCUUUGUUUCUCUUUAGAUCAGUGGUCCUCAACCACCGGGCCGCAGACCAUUACCGGUGAAUGGAUUCAAUUCAAUUCAAUUCAGCUUUAUUUGUAUAGUGCUUUUACAAUGUAGAUUGUGUCAAAGCAGCUUCAUAUAAAUGGUCAUAGUAACUGGAACAGUGUGGUUCAGGUUUUUAGUGUUUAAGUUCAGUUUAGUUCAGUUCAGCUCAGUUCAGUGUGAUUUAUCAUUACUGAGAGUUCAAACACUGAAGAGCAAAUUGGAUCAAUUGGAAUGGAUCAAUUGGUACCGGGCUACACAAGAAAAAAUCAAUUAAACGGAAAUAAUUAAUGAUCUGAGUCUGAACGUUCAUUUAUUUAGAACAAUUACCCUAUUCUCUCGCUUGCAUCUCGGUCACUUGAGCGCCCAAAUUUAAUCCACAAGUAGCAAAAUGAGCAGGAAACAGACGUCUUUAGAAAGUUUCUUUGCUAAGGGGAAAAGGCCCAGUGAAUGGCGAACUGCCAAGGAAUGGAUCCGCAAUGCACCUGUCAACAAAUCAGGUGCCAACAUCCCAAGUCUCCCGGAAGUUCCUGCCAAAAGAAUGAUAAUCGGCCUUUUAGGCAUAUCACAUAUUGCGUCUUUUCUAGAGUUUACACAAGUUCGUUAUUUCGUAUGGAGGUGUGCGGCGUUCGUGACUUUUAGUCUGGAAGACUCGGCGCUGGCCUUCCAGACCAGAUGCACACAGUUGAAUGAAUCCUGCAAGUGCACCGCGAGUCACAUGACAAGAAUUGACCGAUCAGCUUCAGCUUGUAUGGAAUAUUCACAUUUCGGUAAAGGGCGUGACACACCAGAAGCGCCAAUCAGCGCAGAGACACAGCGCGCACAUUCAGUUGAAAGUAUCACACACCAGACUCGCACAUCCGCAUGGUAUUUAAAAUGUAACUAUUCAGAUGGUGCUGCAGAGAUAUAAACAGCGUCCUGAGUCGUGGCUGGGUGCUGCCAACUUGCGGCGCCAGUGUGUGUACCCUGAUAGAAACCUAUGUUUAAAAUUUUAAAAUGCAUGGCGCAGCGCGUCGCCGAGUGGCGCUUCUGGUGUGCGAGCUGCUUAAGACCAAUCAUCUCAGGCAAACACAGAAUACUCAAACACUGCAUUGCUUUGUAAUUGUUUCCUUAAUUAAAACUUGUAUCAGA